AUGGUUAAACUCACCACAAACUAUCUUCUCUUUGACCUCGAUGGUACUUUAGUCAAUUCCACUCCUGCGGUGGAACAGACCUGGCAUGAUGUGGUGGAGAAACAUAACAAGACAUACCCUGCAAAUAUUAUUGAUCCAGUAGAGUUUCUCGCAUCAGCCCAUGGAGCUAGGACUGUGGAGUCUUUCCUGAAGCAUUUUCCUUAUAGACGGAACACACCCGAAGAAAUCAACGACUUUGAAUUUGGGAUCGUGGCAAACUACGGACAUUUGGCCAAAGCAGUGGAUGGAGUGCCCGUUUUACUUAAGAUACUCAAUGAUGACUUUCAAAAUAGUUGGGCAAUUGUUACUUCUGGUACAAAAAAAUUGGCUCACGGUUGGUUCGAAAUGUUGUUCAAGUGUUAUCUGAAACCUCCGGUUUUCAUCACGGCUAACGACGUAAGCAAUGGAAAACCCGAUCCAGAAGGAUAUCUCGCCGCAUUUGAACAACUAAAUGAAAAAAAUGCAACUGAACUGCAAAGUACUACGGCAAUUGUUUUCGAAGAUGCGCCAACAGGGAUUAAAGCAGGCGUUCAAGGCGGGUUCACAGUAGUGGGUCUUGCUACCACUUUUGGAAAAGACGUUCUUACUGCGGCGGGUGCGUCGUACGUGAUUUCAGACAUGUCCAAAUUAAAACUCAAUCGAGUUAAUGAUUCAGUACAAGUGGAACUCGACAUCCUUUAG
Clavispora lusitaniae ATCC 42720 is the source of this 720-nucleotide messenger RNA. RefSeq names its product 2-deoxyglucose-6-phosphatase (gene DOG1). Gene Ontology annotation, molecular function: 2-deoxyglucose-6-phosphatase activity; beta-phosphoglucomutase activity. The record is from RefSeq and is a predicted model, not a curated record. NCBI's taxonomy places the organism in Eukaryota, Fungi, Ascomycota, Pichiomycetes, Serinales, Metschnikowiaceae.